Messenger RNA from Coniosporium apollinis CBS 100218, 7629 nucleotides. RefSeq lists its product as uncharacterized. Gene Ontology annotation, molecular function: protein kinase regulator activity. The transcript has 3 exons. Lineage: Eukaryota; Fungi; Ascomycota; Dothideomycetes. Gene Ontology annotation, cellular component: cytosol. The record is from RefSeq and is a predicted model, not a curated record. Gene Ontology annotation, biological process: cellular response to amino acid starvation; regulation of translation. Bases 1 to 7629 code for a protein of 2542 amino acids.
AUGGUUGCCAAUGCCCAGAGUCUAGAGAACUGCCUUCGAGCAGAAGUACGGGAAAGCAUCAGGCAUGCUGCGUUGGUGGUAACUCGUCGUGCACUUCGCAAGCUCUUCCGAAGCGAAGCUGUCGGCAAAAGCGCCAUUGACAGCGCCAUCGGGACGUUCACCGGCAAAAAUGCCUCGCCCGCAGCCAGGAAUGCACCGUACUUGGGUGUUGUUGCUGGAGUUAGUGCCCGACUGCCGAGUGUCAAGCCUCUGUUGGAGGAGCGAAAGAAGGAUUACUACGCUUUCUACGUGCGAGAAAUUAUAGGAUCACGUACCAUCCUACCUGAUCAUAUAGCGGAUGGGCUACAUGACUUCUUUAUAGCAUUUGCUACGCUAGAAGACUUAUCGAAAGAAGUCAUUCCAGCGUUGGAAAAGGCACUCCUGCGCAGCCCAGAGGUGGUGCUGAACAACCUGGUGGCGCCCAUGGUUCGUUCACUGCCGGCAGAGCUCGACCUCUCGAAGAUCCUUCAAAACAACUUACUGAAGCCGCUCAUGGCAAACAUCAAGUCAACCAACGCCGCGAUCAGGGAUGGCGCUCUAUCGACCUUCAAAGCGGUCGCCGCUCGCUCGCAAGAUGAACAGACUGUCAGCAAUGUUGCGGACGACUUACUGAGUCCUCUAAAGAUGAACAAGAUCACGGCUGCCGAACAGAAGAUGCUUCAUGCGGAGAUGCUUUCUGCCUUGAGCGGCUCGCCAACCGUAAGCACGAAGGUCGCCACGGGACUUUCGGCAGUAACUAUCAAGGAGACCAGCGAGCAAGCAAUUGCAGCGGAGACCAAAGCGGUUGGGAGGCAUCUGCAGUUUUGCUUCGAAAAUGCAGUUGCGAUCGACGUCCGCGCUGUGUGUGAAGCUUUCACCAAGGGGCUUGCAGACAAGAAAGUUCCUGUACGCAGGAUCUGGGCGCUAAGGGUAGGUGAGCUCUUAUGGAAUUUGAACCCAGAACAGUUGCAGCAGGCAGAUGUUAUGACAUUCACCCAAAAUGUCCUUGACAAAAUGAUCGAUAUCUGGAACGACGUUCUUCCAAAUCCUGUGGCUGCAGCACAAAGCGGGACCGCAACUGUGGCGUUUAUCGUAACGGCCCUGACAUUGUCGAAACUAUCAAGCGCCGAUGACGAGAAGAUCCACUCCAUCAUUAGAAAGGCCAGCAUAGCGGAUAAUGCUCUCUCAACUGACCCAAAGCCUUCGUUUCUACUUAAUCCACGUGUUUACACUAAGUUGACGGCAGAGGAUGACCUUGUUUGGGGGGUUCGGGCUUUGGCCGCCGUGGCAGCGGAUGUUACCCAAGCACCGGAGAGAGCUUCCACUGGAGCCGCCUGGUCCCAGGCAUUCAUCUACUUCAUCACCGCUGCCGGCAUCCCACCUUCCGUAAGAAAGGAGGCGACACGGACGCUAGCGGCAGCAUAUGCGCAGCAUCCAGCCGCAAUUGCAGAGAUUGUCAUUGACGGUCUUUGGCGGUGGCGAUUAAACAUUGAGGUAAACGACAAGGACAGCGCCGCCUUAGCUGCCAAGUCGGGCAAUGACGAGCUUUACCUAGCCGUACGCUGUAUCUGCUUGACUCCGCAAGAGGUGACACAAAUGAACGGAAAGCUGGACGAAUCCACUUUGUAUCGCCAGCUUGUUGACCUCCUUGUUUUAUGUCGACCGGAGAUUAUACCGCGCACUUCUUGGAUUGAUACUUGUUUGAGAACUGGUGUUGACCCAGGGAACCUCGUUCGAAGAGAUCCGGCCGAGUGUCUGAGCCAGGUGGUAGAAGCUACUAAGAACUCCUUCACGUCAUCGCCAGUCGUUAAGAAAGCCGCGCACAAUGCGGCUGCUGAUCUAGCAUUCGUUUCGCCUGACGAAAUGAUACCACUUUUAGUCCGUCGCAUCCGGCAAGAUCUUGACCCUCAUCAGAUGGCUCAUAUCGGCCCAACGGAAGCUGCAGUCUUUCGCACCGCUGAAGGUACCACAUUCAUUGAUGUACUUGCCAAAAAGGGACAAAACCACGUUGUAGACAAGAAUGUUAAAGACUAUGAUACUCUGAAAUGGGAAGAGGAACUCCGUGCCCAGCUAGCGCAAAAGAAAGGGCAGGCAAAGAGACUGACCGGCGAGGAACAAGCAAAGGUUAAUGCUCAGCUGGCUAAAGAGGCCUCCAUUCGGCGGGAGGUAGCAGCUGUGGAUGAGAACUUGAGACGCGGUGUCGGUAUUAUACAGAGUCUCGCAACCGGACCACCGACUGAUGCAGGAUCAUGGAUGGGCCCUAGUGUGGAUCUUCUAUAUCGAGCAAUACAGUCAGGCGCCGGCCUCAUAGUUGGCGACGCUGCCGCGGCGGCCUACAUCGAUUGUGCCAAGCGGAUCUCUCCACGUUUGGGUACUUCAAGGCCCUUCGUCGGCAUCGCGACUCUGCGAGGAAUAGGGACAUCUCACCUACCGCCUGGUCUGGAUGAAGAGCCUUUGGGUGAUCUUGUUACUAGGAUAUUGUAUCGCCUUCGACUUGCCGGAGAGCAGGUACCAUUCGACACGACUUCGCUUAUCUAUAUUCUACCGCUGAUCUUUCUGGUACUCGAGAAGGGUGGGAUUGACAGACCUGCCGGCGAGGAGGCUGACGAGCAGAUCACCCUUGCUCUCGAGUUUCUAUCGUUCCACACAACGACGUGCUCUGACGUCCGGCUACCGAGAGCAAAAGUGUUAUCGAUCCUGAUAGCAUGCAUGCAAAGAUUUACCCAGCACUACAAGCUUAUCAAGGACUGUUUACUUGACUUGAGUAGAAGCAUAGCCCCGAAUAUUACGGAUCAAGAAGUUGCAGUCCUCGUACGUGGCGCGAUUGUGCCUGAGAUUCCUGUGAGGACAUCAGUGCUUCAAGCUAUUGAUGCAGAGAUAGAUCUCACCACAAUGGACUUCUGCGAAGAGAUAUGGCUUGCGUGCCACGAUGACGUAGAGGAGAACAGGGAGCUGGCAAGAACGAUUUGGGAAGACAGCGACUUCCACUCACAACCGACGUCCGCUUUUCGAACCCUGCCGUAUCUUGAAGCCGCUGACAAGCAAUUACGAAGAGCAGCUGCGCGUUCUCUUGCGGAGUCGGUAGUCAAGAACACAGAGGUAUUCUCUGACGUGUUGGCCAGGCUUCAAGACUUGUACGUGGAAAAGGCAAAGCCGCGUGUGCCUGAGCGAGACGAAUAUGGCAUGCCACGCAAAAUGGAUCUAUCAGAUCCCUGGGAAGCAAGAAGCGGCGUUGCGCUUGCCUUGAAAGAAUUGGCGACUGUCUUCGAUGAGGGCAGCUUGGUACCGUUCAUGCAGUUCAUAAUCGAAAGAGGGCCGCUAGGAGAUCCAAAUGCCAGCGUAAGAGACGAAAUGAUAGACGCUUCAGUGGCUAUCGUAGCAACCAAAGGGCAGCAGAAAGUUGAAGAACUCAUGCAGUCGUUCGAAGCAGCCCUUGAAGCCCCAGAUCGAGGCUCGGCUACCUAUGACCAAGUAAACGAGGCGGUCAUUAUUCUAUACGGAGCACUUGCUAGGCAUCUCAAAACAGGAGACGAGCGCGUGCCAAAGGUCGUGCAACGCCUCCUAGACACACUGAGCACGCCUUCGGAAACGGUGCAGUAUGCUGUGGCUGAAUGUCUGCCGCCCCUCGUCAGAGCCUCGCCACAGGAGGUCUCGGGUUACGCACAGCAAAUGCUUCAGAACCUCCUACAGUCAAAGAAGUAUGCCGCUCGAAGAGGAGCUGCCUAUGGCUUGGCAGGAAUCGUCCGAGGUAAAGGCAUCUCAGCUCUGCGCGAGUACCGCAUCUUGUCUACUCUCAGAGGGGCAGCGGAGAAUAAGAAGGACCAAAAUCAGCGCCAAGGUGCAUUCCUCGCCUACGAACUUCUGUCUCUCAUCCUCGGCCGGGUCUUCGAACCAUAUGUGAUUCAGAUUGUGCCUCAACUGCUGGCGGGAUUCGGUGAUGCAAGCGCAGACGUUCGCGAGGCUUGCCUUGACGCGGCCAAAACGUGCUUUGCCAAUCUGAGCUCCUUCGGAGUUAAGCAAGUACUGCCGAUGCUACUGGAAGGCCUGGAUGAUCAACAAUGGCGCAGCAAGAAGGGUGCAUCCGACUCCCUGGGAGCUAUGGCUUAUCUAGACCCCCAACAAUUAGCGCUGAGCCUACCGGAUAUCAUCCCGCCCCUGACCAAUGUUCUCAAUGACAGUCACAAGGAAGUCAGAACAUCAGCAAACCGCAGCUUGCAACGCUUUGGCGAGGUCAUCAGCAAUCCAGAGAUCAAGAGCGUGGUCAACAUACUUCUGAAGGCCUUGAGUGACCCGACAAAGUACACCGACGACGCCUUAGACGCACUGAUCAAGGUCAACUUCGUACAUUACCUAGAUGCACCUUCCCUCGCAUUGGUUGUCCGUAUAUUAGAGCGGGGGUUGGGCGAGAGGUCGGCCACCAAACGAAAGUCCGCGCAAAUCAUUGGCAGUCUAGCACAUCUCACGGAUCGCAAAGACCUCAUCUCGCAUCUCCCGAUCUUGGUUGCCGGGUUGCGUAUAGCAGUAGUGGACCCUGUCCCUACGACUCGUGCCACUGCGUCAAAGGCAUUGGGCUCGCUCAUUGAGAAGCUUGGAGAGGACGCACUGCCAGACCUCAUCCCGAGUCUCAUGUCAACUCUGAAGUCAGACACCGGCGCUGGCGACCGGCUGGGAUCCGCGCAGGCCCUUAGCGAGGUGUUGGCCGGCUUGGGUACCAGCAGGCUUGAGGAGACAUUGCCGACUAUCCUUCAGAACGUUUCCAGCUCGAAGCCUGCCGUUCGCGAGGGCUUUAUGUCUCUGUUCAUUUUCUUACCAGCUUGCUUCGGCAACAGCUUUGCCAAUUAUCUCAGCAAGAUCAUUCCACCUAUUCUCUCGGGUUUGGCCGACGAUGUUGAAUCGAUUAGAGAAACUGCUCUGCGUGCUGGCAGACUUCUCGUAAAGAACUUCGCUACACGCGCUAUCGACUUGCUGUUACCCGAGCUUGAGCGCGGUCUCGCAGACGACAACCAUCGUAUCCGUCUCAGUUCCGUCGAACUGAUUGGCGAUUUGCUCUUCAACCUCACGGGCAUCAGCGGCAAGGCUGAACAAGAUGAGGUUGAAGAAGGAGCUAAGGAAGCAGGACAAUCUUUAUUGGAGGUUCUCGGCGAAGAACGGCGCAACAAGGUCCUGUCGGCGCUCUAUAUCUGCCGCUGCGACACGUCCGGCUUGGUCCGCACUGCUGCAAUCAAUGUGUGGAAAGCGCUGGUUGCUACACCGAGGACACUGCGCGAACUUAUCCCAACACUUACGCAGCUCCUCAUUCGUCGCCUUGCAAGCUCGAACAUGGAGCAGAAGGUUAUCGCUGGCAACGCCCUGGGAGAACUCAUCCGCAAGGCUGGAGAGGGAGUGCUUGCAAGCUUGCUGCCUACGCUGGAAGAGGGAUUGCAUACUUCAACCGACAGCGAUGCUAAGCAAGGCAUAUGCAUUGCUCUCCGUGAGCUGAUCGCGUCCGCUUCUCCUGAAGUCCUUGAAGACUACGAGAAGACGUUGAUCUCGGUCGUCCGCACUGCACUGGUCGAUCCCGAUAGCGAGGUUCGCGAAGCUGCUGCUGAGGCAUUCGACUCAUUGCAGCGUAUCUUUGGCAAGAGGGCCGUCGAUCACGUUCUUCCGUAUCUCCUCAAUCUUCUCCGUACCGAAGGUGAAGCCGAGAACGCUCUGUCUGCGCUUCUUACCUUGCUUACCGAUAACACUCGAUCGAACAUCAUCCUGCCCAACCUCCUGCCAACGCUGUUGACUUCGCCAAUAUCUGCGUUCAACGCUAGAGCAAUAGCCUCCCUCGCAGAAGUAGCUGGUACGACAAUGACCCGCAGGCUGCCGAACAUCUUGAACGCACUCAUGGACAACAUUGUAAUCUGCAAAGACGAAGAACUCAACUCAGAACUGGAUACAGCAUUCGAUACAGUACUCCUCUCGGUCGAUGAGUAUGAUGGUCUAAACACUGCUAUGAGUGUCAUGCUUGCUCUAGUGAAGCACGAUGACCACAGGAAACGGCACUCGGCGGACAUGCAUCUAGCCAAAUUCUUUGCCGGUGCAGAGAUCGACAUUUCGCGAUACUAUCCAGACCUGAUUCGCGCACUGCUAAUCGCCUUUGGCGAUAGCGACUCCGAGGUCGUCAAAGCUGCCUGGACGGCACUUAGCGAGCUGACAAAGCGUCUUAGAAAGGAGGAGAUGGAGUCUCUCGUCAUUUCCACUCGCCAGGUACUCCAACAAGUUGGCGUUCCUGGUUCCAACCUCCCUGGCUUCGCACUUCCCAAAGGCAUCAAUGCGAUCCUGCCUAUCUUCCUACAGGGCCUGAUGAAUGGCACAGCGGAGCAGAGAACCCAGGCUGCUUUGGCAAUAUCAGACAUCAUUGACCGCACCAGUGGAGAAUCGCUCCGGCCUUUUGUAACUCAGAUCACCGGGCCCUUGAUUCGCGUGGUUUCUGAGCGGUCUGUAGAGGUCAAAGCCGCUAUUCUCUACACACUCAACAACCUGCUGGAGAAGAUCCCGACAUACUUGAAGCCCUUCUUGCCGCAGCUACAGAGAACAUUCGCAAAGUCACUUGCCGACACAUCGAGUGAAACCCUACGCAUACGUGCUGCCAAGGCUUUAGGAACAUUGAUCACCAUGACGCCCAGGAUCGAUCCUCUUAUUGCUGAGCUUGUGACCGGCUCAAAAACGACGGACUCAGGCGUCAAGAAUGCUAUGCUCAAGGCCCUAUACGAAGUCGUUAGCAAAGCCGGCAGCAACAUGAAUGAGGCGUCGAGGGCAGCUAUAAUAGGACUCAUCGACAGCGAUGCCGGAGAGGCUGACGAUGCCAUGGCCAUUACCAACGCCCGCCUGUUAGGAGCCAUGAUCAAGGUCCUUCCUCCAGACGCUGCCGGCAACCUCAUCAAAAGCCGCGUUCUGACUACCCACUUCAGCAAAUCGUCGGUGUUGGCUCUCAACGCCACUCUCUUGGAGGCACCGGACGCUUUAACAGGACCUUUUGCCGAAGAAACGCCAGCCAUUAUCUCGCAGGGAAUCAGCAGCAACCAACCGUUCGUCUCGGAUAACUGUGUGCUAGCUGCAGGCAAAUAUCUCUUGACAGAGUCCGCGAACAAGAACUUCGAAACCACCAAAGCCAUCUUUGAAGCCCUCGCCUCGGUCAUCCAGCCCGGUAACGCGGUCGAUACCCGCCGUCUCGCGCUAGUAGUGGUGCGAACCGUGAGCCGCCCCCACAACGAGCUCGUCAGGCCACACCUUGCUCUGCUUGCUCCGCCAAUCUUUGCAAGCGUGCGAGACCUGGUCAUUCCGGUAAAACUUGCUGCGGAAGCAGCUUUCUUGGCGAUUUUCUCCGCGGUCGAGGAGGAGACUGCCGUGUUCGACAAGUACCUCGCCGGUGCUGGCGCUGGUUUGCCGCCCAACACGAAGCGCAGCAUGCAGGAUUACUUUAAGAGAGUAGCUUUGCGUCUUGCGAGUCAGGCCAGGGAGAGGAUGGAGGCGGAGGGUGGACAAGGUGGGCUCAAUCUUUCUAGCGACGAGAAGGAGGAUGAGAGGGAGGUUUGGAGCGUCGGCAAGGUGGACCUGGGAGAAGGAAACUUUGGCGACGACUAG